Magnolia sinica is the source of this 1056-nucleotide messenger RNA. RefSeq lists its product as uncharacterized. NCBI's taxonomy places the organism in Eukaryota, Viridiplantae, Streptophyta, Magnoliopsida, Magnoliales, Magnoliaceae. The transcript is spliced from 8 exons. The record is from RefSeq and is a predicted model, not a curated record. The coding region runs from base 35 to 823 and encodes 262 amino acids.
UUUUUCUUUCUGGGAUUUUCUUCUUCCUUCGGUCAUGGCGUCGCAGACGCGUGCAGAAAAGAUGCAGAUGCGGCAAGGCUACAGGAAUUUGUGGCACACCGAUCUCAUGAGCAGCAUCACGGCAGAUUUCCCAUAUUGCUGCUUUGCGCUCUGGUGUGGGCCAUGUGUAUCAUACCUGCUCCGGAAACGAGCUCUUUACAAUGACAUGUCAAGAUACGUAUGUUGCGCUGGGUACCUGCCAUGUAGUGGUAGGUGUGGAGAAAGUCGAUGCCCUGAAUUGUGUCUUUGCACUGAGGUGUUUCUCUGCUUUGGAAACUCGGUCGCCUCUACUCGCUUCUUAUUGCAAGAUGAGUUCAAUAUACAGACAACACAGUGCGAUAACUGCAUCAUUGGAUUCAUGUUCUGCCUACAACAAGUCGCAUGCAUAUUUUCCCUUAUUGCAUGCAUUGUCGGAAGUGAGGAACUUCAAGAUGCUUCCCAGAUACUGUCCUGUUUGGCUGACUGCGUUUACUGCUCGGUUUGUGCAUGCAUGCAGACACAGCACAAGAUUGAAAUGGAUAAAAGAGAUGGUAAAUUUGGACCACCGUCAGUGAUGGCAGUGCCCCCCAUUCAGCAAAUGUCACGCAUAGAUCAGCCUGUUCCUCCGCUGGUCGGGUUCCCACCUCAGCCAUCAUAUGGGCAGCAACCUUAUGGUUAUCCACCACCACCUCAGGCUCAGGCCUACCCUCCGGCAGGCUACCCUCCCGCAGGCUACCCUCCAGCAGGCUACCCUCCAGCAGGCUACCCUCCAGCAGGUUACCCUCCUGCAGGCUACCCCAGGUGAUCUUCAAUGGUUGGAAUGCAUGUAUGUAUGCAAAUAUGACCACUUCGAAAUUUCAAAAUUCAUAUGGACACACAAUGUUCCCAAAGGAUCUUCUUUCAGUUGUGCUUUUUCUUUUUCCGGAUUCGUUGUAUUCUCAUGAUGUGCAUUAUAGAAAUUGGCGACGACAUGAGUGUAUGCUGCUAUUACUGAGUGCAGUUGUUUCACCUGUAGAUGGUCAAAAGCAUGUUUUGAUA